This is a messenger RNA of Bactrocera dorsalis (oriental fruit fly), 5004 nucleotides long. RefSeq names its product contactin (gene Cont). The transcript is spliced from 10 exons. Gene Ontology annotation, biological process: axon guidance; cell-cell adhesion. Gene Ontology annotation, cellular component: axon; plasma membrane. NCBI's taxonomy places the organism in Eukaryota, Metazoa, Arthropoda, Insecta, Diptera, Tephritidae. Bases 315 to 4496 code for a protein of 1393 amino acids. Gene Ontology annotation, molecular function: protein binding. The record is from RefSeq and is a predicted model, not a curated record.
GUUUGAAUGGAUUAUUUCACUUUUUGUGCUCGUUCUGUUGUGUCCGAUUUAUUCGCUGCUGGGUGAAAUUUUUGUUUUCAAUUAAUUUUCAGUUUUAUUUCCAAUAAGAAAAAAACCUUAUAAUUGAAAACUUCAGCAGAAAAAAAUAUUUUUGAAAGCCAAUUGAAAUUUUUACAGCACCAAGGGAACCAUUCGAAUUUAUAUUCCGCUUACAACAACCAUCAAAAAUGUGCCUUUAAAAUACCAGAAACUCUGAAUUUCAACUAAUUUGUCUUGUUAUUCUAAGCGCAUUUCCUUGAUAUUUAUCGGCUGAAAUGGCGCGAGUUGCUGUUUUUUUUGUCGUCCUUCUGGCAUUAUUAAGAUAUGGCGACGCUGAUGCAAAUCCUGACGCACAAAUUAACGAGCCACAAACAUAUCAACCCACAUACAACAAAGAAUAUCAACCCCGUUAUAAUCCUCUUUAUACGAAUACUCAGCAAGGGUCACCGGUUUCACAAUACGACAAUCCACUAAUAUCAUCUCAAAAAGAUCUACAAAACCCCCAACAGGGGGGUGGUGGCUUACUGGUUGGUCCGCCAAACCAAAAUAACUUUUAUGAUCAGUCAUCGAACGCUUUAGGUAGUGGUAAUACUGGAGGCAUAUAUGGGACAGGCGGUAGUGGUAUAAGUAACUAUGAUCCGUUCAACCGUGGAAUCACAUCAACCAGCUUUGACUAUAUAGACAAUGAAGUGCAAAAUUACUGCCCAGAGCAUUGGAUAUCUUUUCGCCAAACUUGCUACAGAUUCAUACGUUCGCCAAAACGUAACUGGCUAGAAGCAAAGAAAAUUUGUAAAGCCUACAAUGCCGAGCUGUUAAAUGUAGAUAGUGUUGAAAAACAUUCUUUUAUACUGAAACAAUUGAUAAUACAGAAUCAACGCCAGAACCGAUUUUGGAUAUCCGCAAGACAGACUGGACCCAAUAGCUGGGCAAACGAUGAUAAUUCACCAUUCCUCGUGUUGGAAGACGCAUUUGCUUUUGAUGAAGAUCAAUCGUUUGAAAACGAAAAUUUACACGACAAUCGAUUCUUAGUCCAGAACAUGUACCAGACUGACUAUAAUCGCAAUAAUCCCAAUCAGUUCUACAAUACUGUGCCAGGCUCUAUUAAUAGUCGGAAUCAAAACAAUUUGCGUGGAUUUAUUGGACCAAACCAGAAUGGAGAUAACCCAUUUACCAGAGAUCGUGUCGUUUAUGGAUUUUCAAAGAAACGCGAUCGUUGGACAUUCAUGCCUGCAUAUGACAUAGAAUUGAACUUAUUCAUCUGCGAGUCAAAAGUACUAUAUAAUCCUGAAAAUAUCAAGUUGAAAUUAGAUGACAAGCGUCCAUUUCAUUACGGCUUAGAUAUUAAAGAUUUGGAAAAAAUUCCACGCGGUCCUUACUUUGUAAAACAGCCAAAUGACACGACAUUCGAUACGAGCAAGAAUCGACUUAUAAACGAUGUUACGUUGAGUUGUUUGGCAGGCGGAUUUCCCACACCCACAUACCGCUGGUAUCGCGAAGUCUACGUAAAUGAUUCACUUGAAUAUAUGACUAUUGAUCCAUUAACUAAUGACCGCUAUACGAUUUCUGGAGGUAACCUGAUAAUUUACGAUCCAAAACAAGCACUCGAUCAAGGUGCUUACCAUUGUGUUGCGGAAAACAAAUUUGGACGCAUACGUUCCGAGAGUGCACAUUUGAAUUUUGGAUUUAUUAUGGAGUUCAAUCUGAAACGCUCGGCCGAAACUGCUGAUAUGAAUUGGGGCAAAGCUAUAUUUUGUGACCCACCACAACAUUACCCAGAUGUAAAAUACUAUUGGGCGCGCGAUUAUUUUCCGAAUUUCGUUCAAGAAGAUCAGCGUGUUUUUGUUUCUAAUGAUGGUGCUUUAUAUUUCUCAUCCAUAGAGGUAGUUGAUCGCGCUAAUUAUUCAUGUAGUGUACAGACAUCAGUUUCCGAUACUGGCCGCAAUGGUCCAUUUUUCCCAUUGCGUGUAACGCCCAACAGCAAUUAUCAAACGUUAAUUUUUGCAAACACAUUCCCAAAGGUGUUCCCCGAAGCUCCCAUUGCUGGCGAUGAGAUACGCCUCGAAUGUGUCGGUUUUGGGUAUCCUAUACCUUCGUAUAAUUGGACUAGAGUCGGCCAACCUCUACAGCGUAAUGCGUAUACCAUAAGCAAUAGUCGCGUGCUAAUUAUUGAGAAUGCAACAACUAACGAUAAUGGAGAAUAUACCUGCACAAUUUCCAAUCCGCGCAAAACUAUACAUAAAUCGAUUAUCAUCAAUAUACAAAUGAAGCCACAAUUUACAAUUCCAUUACAAGAUAAAAUAAUGGAUAAUAACGGCGACGUGACAUUUAUUUGCGAGGCAUUUGCAAUACCUGAUGUCAAUUAUACUUGGUAUAAAAAUGCGGAACGCCUAGAUGCUGAGCGCAUAGAUAAAGAUCGCUAUAUAAUACAGGACAAUGUGCUUACUGUCAAAUACUUGGAGGCGGACAAGGAUGACGGCAUGUACCAGUGCGGUGCGACGAACCAAUUGAAAACUGCAUUCUCCUCAGCCCAAUUACGAGUACUAUCAAUGAAACCUUCAUUCAAGAAAAGACCACUUGAACCAGAGAUUUAUGCUGUGCAAAACGGUAACACGACCAUCGUAUGCGACCCCGAAGCAGCACCACGUCCUAAAUUCCAAUGGAAGAAAGAUGGUCAACUUAUCGGUGCUGGGGGACAUAGGCGCAUUUUACCCAGUGGUACGUUGAUAAUAGCGCCGACUUCACGGGACGAUGAGGGUUUAUACACAUGCGUUGCAACUAAUAAAGCGGGGACAGAUGAGUCACGCUCUCGAGUAAUUGUGUUACAGGAGCUGCGUUUCACACAGACACCUCCAUUGCGCAUUACCACGCAAGAGCACGAUUUGAUUUUCCUUCAAUGUGACGCUAGCUAUGAUGAGUUGCUUGAUGUCGCUUUUGUGUGGAAACGUAAUGGCGAAACAUUGCGAAACAAUCAUGAUGGCACUGAACGUAUUAUAAUUGACCGUAAUCGACUCACCGUACAUAAUGUAACAUUGCUUGACGGUGGUGACUAUGAAUGUGUGGUGAAAUCUUCAGUGAAUGAGAUAGCAUCUAGAACUUCUGUUGUAAUAGAAGGUGCUCCUGGUGCGCCUGGUGGUGUACAAGUUAUUGAAAUUGGUAAAACGAAAGCGAUAAUUGAAUGGGUAGAUGGCGCCAACAACGGACGGCCUAUACGCUACUAUAAUAUACUAGGACGCACCAAUUGGAAUCGAACCUGGGUGAAUGUGUCCACAAGUGUUCGUGGUCGUGAGGUAGACCGAUAUACUGGCCGACAGCAGGCAGAGGUUUCCAAUCUCAUACCGUGGUGCUCGUACGAAUUUAGCGUAGCUGCUGUUAAUGACUUGGGUAUAGGUAUACCAUCGGCUCCGUCGCCAAUUUACAGCACAUACGAAGACAAGCCAUAUAUAGCACCGCGUAACGUAGGUGGUGGUGGUGGUAAGAUUGGAGAUUUGACAAUUACAUGGGAUCCACUCUUGCCACAAGAACAACAUAGUCAUGGCAUACAUUACAAAGUGUUCUGGAAGCUGAGAGGCACGUUAGAAUGGGCCUCCGAGGAGCUAAAAUCUUUGCAAAACGAUGGUGUAGCGGUUGUUAAUAUACCACAAAAUAACUAUUAUACUGAAUAUGAGGUGAAAGUGCAGGCCAUUAACAAUAUCGGUAAGGGUCCCGAGAGUGAACCAGUAGUUAUAUACUCGGCGGAAGAUAUGCCACAAGUGGCUCCACAAAAACCAUUUGCUAUACCUUUCAAUUCCACGGCUUUCAAUGUUACAUGGCAACCGAUCGAAAUGACCAGGGAGAAUGUGCGCGGUAAAUUGAUAGGGCACAGAUUGAAAUACUGGAAGACUACACAUAAUGAAGAGGAUUCUGUAUACUAUCUGUCGCGUACUACAAGAAAUUGGGCUCUAAUUGUCGGUCUGCAACCAGAUACAUAUUACUUUGUAAAAGUGAUGGCUUAUAAUGCUGCAGGCGAGGGACCAGAAAGUGAACGUUUCGAAGAGCGAACGUACCGCAAGGCGCCUCAAAAGCCGCCAUCAUCAGUGCACGUGUAUGGCAUAAACCCUUCGACUGUGCGUGUGGUAUGGCGUUAUGUAUCACCAGCACAGGAUGAAGAGCCCAUCGAGGGCUAUAAGGUGCGCGUAUGGGAGAGCGAUCAAAAUAUGAUUACAGCUAAUAACACAAUCAUUCCUGUUGGUGAAAAGUUGGAGGCAUACAUAACGAAUCUUACCCCAGGCAAAAGCUAUAAUAUGCGUGUACUGGCCUUCAGUAAUGGCGGCGAUGGCCGCAUGUCCAGUCCCACAUUGCGCUUCCAAAUGGGUAAAACAACGCGCAAUCACGCAAGUCGCCACUACCGCAGUGGCCUUAACACAGUGUUAGUAGUUAGUUUGUUGUACCUUAUCUCAAUGUACCUAAACAAUAACUGAUUGACACUAUUGAGUACAUUUCGAAUGCAUUCAAUAUAAAUUCCGUCCAUUCUGCACUCGUUUAUGUAGUGGUGUAGUAUUAUAGCUCGAUAUACUUACAUAUUAAUAUGUAUAUAAAAACAUUUAACGAAAGCAUUCCAUCAAAUGUCUAUAUCCUACAAAAAAUGAAUGCAUUUUAUUUUAAGUUUACAGUUAUUUUUUAACAGCGCAACGAUUCCGUCUUUUUGUACAUACUUAUGUGUGCAAAUGAAUCUCACAAUUUUACGUAUAUUUAGGAUUUAGUUAAAUGUCUAUCAGCUCGAAUUGUAACUGUAGUAAUACAUAAUUCAAUCGAUCCAUACAUACAUAUUUUAUAUAAAUAAGUGGCCUUAUUAUGAUAGUUAAGCCAGAAAAAAAUUAAUGUGAGCGAAAUCUUUUAAUUACAGAUUAUCAAAAAACUGUAUUCCCAUUCAGAAUUAUAUUUAUGUAUACAAAAGUUAAAAAUAAAUUUAUUAAAUAAGUUUUUGUA